Messenger RNA from Penicillium macrosclerotiorum, 261 nucleotides. RefSeq lists its product as uncharacterized. The record is from RefSeq and is a predicted model, not a curated record. NCBI's taxonomy places the organism in Eukaryota, Fungi, Ascomycota, Eurotiomycetes, Eurotiales, Aspergillaceae. The transcript has a single exon. The coding region runs from base 1 to 261 and encodes 86 amino acids.
AUGAUUACCUCCACUCUGAAGAUCCCUGAGCCCAUCUUCGCAGAGUCUGCCCCGGACAUGAAAUUCAUCGCGAACAGCAGGAACCUCUACUCUCGACUGGCGGAGCGGUUAACAAGACCUCAAUGGAGGUUCGGCUCUUCGAUGCCAGGCCGCCGACGGCACUAUCGCCUUUCUCGUAUCCUUCGUUCGCGACAUCCUCACCGUACCCGUCGGAUUCCGCAUCUGAGUCAAAACACCAAUGGAGUUGAUGAGGCUAUAUAG